Pocillopora meandrina is the source of this 8817-nucleotide messenger RNA. Lineage: Eukaryota; Metazoa; Cnidaria; Anthozoa; Scleractinia; Pocilloporidae. The record is from the annotation of a GenBank genome assembly.
UUGUAAAAACUAGCGUUUCAUACAUUUGACUUGAAGAAUAAAGAAAUAUUUCCGACAGAUGCUAAUAACUGUGGCACUAUAUCCUUGGACAAGAGCCAGCACAUUGAAGGACAGCGGUAAACCACCCAGCUUGAAAUGAUUUGUGGGAAAUAUUCAUUAUGGCGGAUGGCAACGCAGAAGACGGUGCGAAGGGACAAUUUCUGUUCUGCAUUAUUUGCCGUAUAAACCACGACCAAGGGAGAAAACAUAUUUACUCAAGAAAGCAUAGGACCUUGCUUAGCCAGAUCCUGAUUAAAUUUGGCAAAAAGGUGGGCUGAUAUGCAAAGAUGCAAGUGUUUCUUCUUUAUCACAUUUUGAAACUCAAUUUAUUGGUUUUUUUUAUCUCGCACCUCUCUUCCCCUUAUUGUCAAAGUUGAUUUCAGUAUCCUAUGAUAAAAGCACCAUGAAUGGCUGAUCUGUUGCCAGUACCUCUUUUCCCCAUGGGGGGAGAACAAUGUCACUAAACUGGGAAUAUUCACUUGAUCAAAGUUAAAUCUGGGUAAAAGUGUCACAAACUUUGACUUUUUUUUUUCAGGUUGACGAAGCCAGAAAGUUUCUGAAGAAACCAUCUGUUGAAGAUGGUGAGUUAGAGCCAGGGUCAAGAUUUUGGUGUCACUUCUGCAGUGAGAAUGUUAAUAAACAUGUCACUGAUAGAGAAGUUACUAUCAAGUAUGGUGGACUCUUUGAACACUUUGCAAGGUAUUAAAUCUUUCCCAGACAAUGAUAUUUUUACAUUUGCAUAUUUCCAUGCUUUUUCAAUGAUUAUAAAAGAGACUGCAUUUAUCAUUUCAUAGAGAGGUGUCUUUGAUCUUGUGUGAAAAUUAAAACCAAUUUUGAAUUCCUAAGACUUGUUUAGAGAUUAAAAUCUGUCAUAGAAACUAAGAUUAAAACAAUUCUGAACAUCUCACAAUGGGAAUUGUUAUAUCUACCUGUCCUCAUACUGGUUUGCAGUUACUUUUUCAUAAUGUUUAUCAACUUCUGUCUCAGUACAUAAUAAACUGAGCCAACUGUGAUCAAGCUGACAGAGCUGGUACUUUAGUGCUGUGCAGUUUCCCAGUGAAUCAAGAUAAAGUUAAAAUCACAAAGAAACUGAGCCACUCCUGUAAAUGUCCUCCCAAUUUCAAAUUUUUUUUAUUCUUUGGUUUGCAUAUUUUUUGCUUAAUUACAUUCACUACACCUGUUUGGUAUGAAGAAUUGAUCUAAUGCCUCUUUUGGAAAUUGUGAUACCUCAAACAACUGGACUAGCUCUAGAACUUACAGAUUGGUUCCUCCUCUUACUUUUGUUCUAAAAGGCAAAGUAAAAGUUGCCAGAAUGAUAUAUUUUGUUUGUUAUUUCUAGUGAGAAUCACAGCAAAAAUCUUCACAAGUACUGGUGGGAAAAUGGAGCAGACAAAAAUCUUAAAGAAAAGUUCUUAAUCAAUAAAGAGAAGUUUAACAGGUUUGUUCUUUGAUUCUGGUGAAUUCCAUGGACUAGUAUUUUUAUUGUAUUUUUGUAUGAUUACAGUGUAUGUUUAGUUACUAUUUAUCAUUUGGGAAACACCAGAGUUGGAUAAAACUUGUUCAGCAUACUCAUUAAAGACACUCAGGUAAUUAUUUUCAUUCUUUGUAGCUACAAAGAAGAGGUCAACAAGAAACUCCAGGAAUUUGAAGCUGCAAUGGAACAAAAGAGAUUAAAGGUCAGGACUUUAAAUAAUAAGUCUCUUGACCAUUUUACAAUUUAAAGUUUGCCAAAUGACAACUUAGGAUAGUUUUGUGUUAGGAGCCCUGACACACUGGUAAAAUCAAUUUCCAUGAAUUGUCUUCAGUUUGAGUUACAUCUGCAUUGUAAUGAGAAGUCUAAAAUGUCUAAGGUUCAAAAUGUGAGAUCUUUUGGUAAAUGGACUGUUUUAAGAAAAACGACAAGUCUUAACAAAACUCUUACUUAGUUUUUCAGGUAAGUUCAGUAGAUUUUCUUGCUAAGGCUCUAGACAAGUUUCAAUCCACAGGCUUAAUUUCAGGUUUUUUUUUCUGGCCUGAAAAUAGCAGCAUUUUAUAUACUCACCUGUCUUUCAGGCCUGAAAAUAGCAGCAUUUUACAUACUCACCUGUCUGGUGGUUUUAAUGUUCUGCAAAUUCGUAUUACAGUAUUUCUCUCUUCAUUCUCACCAGGCAGUUUCCCAGAUCAAACAUAGAGAACUCCUUCAAGCUCAUACAAGCCAACAGGUCUGUUUUUGAGGCAGGGUAACUGACUGAUGUAUCCUGAUAUUGAAAUAAUGUCACACACAAAAGUAAAAUUUAGAUAUAGUAUACUGCUUGUUUGUUCACGUCUUAAGAAAGAAUCAUAUCAAUCUUUGAUGGUGACAUUUCAAGCAGAGUUAAAUGAUUGUGUCUCAAUAUCUAUAGCAUUUUGGUUUCCUUUUGUUGGUGUAUUCCAGUGGGCUGUAGUUGCUACACACAGCACAUUCUCCCUACUGUGCUCUAAACAUUUCCUAAGGUGCUGACUUAAGUUGGUGAUCAUUACCUUCAUUCUCAUGACCUUAAUGUAUAACUCAGGGGUGCUAUUGUAAGGAGAAAUUAGAUGCUAGUCAUUCUUUGGGGUCAAAAGUUAAUUAAUGGAAGUCAGAGGCUUGAAACAAGAAAGUCUUUGUGAAGAAGGAAGGAGUGAAGUGGUUUUGAGUAAAAUGAAACAUUCCUGUCAAUAUUUUUUACACUUGGUGAGAAAUUUAUUAUUUAAGCUUCUUGUGUUGUUGAGUUGAUACCAGGAUAUAGCCAUUACAGUAACUGUAGUUGUAAAGUUGUCCUAAUGGGAACACCAAACAUGUCUGCGUUAUUUUGUAUUUGGUGUCGUUAUUGUUUCCUGAAUAUUUAAACAACAGCCACCAGAAAUUCAAGUUACACCUGAAGUUGUCUACAAAACAGUACAAAAUGAACAAGGAAUUCUUCAGAACCCCACUGGAUGGUUUGUAAUAAAAUACAAUAAAAUUUUGACAAAAUGUAUUUUUCUGCUUCGUGGAACUGUCUAAUUCUGCAGACAAAAAUCAAUGCAAUUCUUCUGUGUUAUGUUUUUUUAAUUUCAAAAAGAUACUUUUAUUUACUGGUAACAGAUAAUAGUCAUGAAUGGAACUCAUGAUGUGCUUGCACCUCAUGCACUGUGAUGAUCAUGGGAUGAGCUUGAGUUGUUUGUAUAAAGGCUAAACUUUGCUUUAAUCAGCCAAAAAGCUCAACAAAAAGCACAAUUUAGUAUCAUCAACUGAGUUGAUAACAUAAAUUGGCCAUCAUAAAGAGUUUCAAAGCUGAUGUUUCAAGUAAUAGCCCUUCAUCAGAGCAAAGGGCUAAUGCUCGAAACAUCAGCUGUGAAACUCCUUACAGUGGCCAGUUUAUGUUGUCAACUCAGUUGAUAAUACUAAAUUACUCUGCUAUAGCUGUGUUUGGGAAGAUAAUUAUUGAGUUAUGUUAUUGUGGAAUUUAACAAUUGAAGACGCUACAAGUAUAAUUACAUGUAUCUGUGUAGGCAUGAAGGACAAAGAGUGUGGGGUGGUGGAAUAGUAAAAUACAGGUAACGGUAUUUGUUCUUUAUAUAUAUUUCAUAUAUUUGUAAAUAGGAAAGGAAUUUCUUGGGUAAAUGAUUUCGGAAAUUUCACUCAUCAUAAUCAAUAGACUUUUCCUCUAGGAUAAAAAAGAAAAGGAAAGAAAUAAAAGAACUUUUAUUAUACCCUUUACAUGCUGAUAUUAAUAUGCAUAUUCUCGGUAAGGUUUCCCAUAGAUUUUGUUAGGUGCUGAUAAGGAGAAUUUGUUAAACAAUCAAGAGCUUCUUUAGUCAGUGAUCAUUUCCUUUAUUCUCAUGACCUUUAUAGGUAAUUCAGGGGUGAUAUUGUAAGGAGAAGUUAGAUGCUAAUCACUCUUAUGGGUCAAAGGGUUAAGGAAGUCUUUGCUACUGUUCACCGUGAAUCCUCAUUUCAUAUGUUCUAAGACUUCUUUUUAUUCAAUUUUAUAAAUAACUGAAUUAGGAAUGGGUCACACAAAAGUUAGCACCACUUUCAUAUUUCUCAUAACAUGCUUACAUUAUUCCCAAAAUUGAAAAAUGCUUAAGUAAGAAAUGCAAAACAAUGGUUAUGCCAAAUUUUGGGAGGCAAUUGAAGUGCACUUUGGGAGAUGUGGAGAUGAUGAAUAACUGUAAUUUAUGAACUCUUAAUUUUAGUUACUGUAAUUCACAUGGUUUUUAUCAUUUUGAUUCUCAUUAAACUAGAAAACGUACUUAUUGUUUUUAGACCUGGUUCAAAUCAGUGGUUUCCAUGGAAUAUGGAUUCAAUUGAUAAAGGCUCUAAAGGUUUGACUUGUGUUGGGCAAUAAUUCAUUAAUAGACUCAAAGUCAUAGUGUAACAAUCAUGAUCUCUUGGUGAUCUUAGCAUGUCGUCCCUCGUCUUCCCCCCAUACAUACAGGGUGCCCUGCCCUUCUUUCAGUAACAUAAGAAGAUUUUGGGUAGGGAAGAGAGGUCCAUAUCCCUCUCCAAUUUUCUUUAGGUGUUGAAGGGUUUGUUUCAGUUUUUAAGAUAGAUUAAUGUAGGUUAUUCAGUGAUAUUUAUGUGAAGUUAAGUUGUGUCUUCCCCACAGUUGUUGGCUCCUUUUUAUGAAUUGUCUGGAUCCACCUUGCAGUCCUUUUUUUCAAAUUGUGGGUUAUGAAGUUGGGUGGUAUCUAGUAGUAAAAGAUUUUCUAUAUUGUUUAUUCAAGGUGUUCAGUCUACUUGUGCUGGUUCAGAUUUGGUUUACCCUUUUUGAUAUAGCAAUCAUUUUGUAGUCAGAAAUUUAUAUUUCUUCCUAAACAUCAUGAUAGGAUUGACUCAUGAAUAUUGUGCUCCAUAUCCUGUUUUGUGCAUGUAGGUUCUCCCCUUUCAAAUGGUGUCGUAACAAAAACAAGGUUCCAAACAGCUGAAGCUUUUGGAGAGAAUCUUACUUGCAUAGGAAUUCCGGUACUGUUCUGCAUCUUCUGUAUAAAACAUUACCCCUGUACACCCAAAAAAUAGUAUAUAUGUUUUCCACACUGUUCUCUAUACACUUCCUAAGGUGCUGAAAAGGAGAAUUUGUCAAACAAUCAAGAGCUUCUUUAGCAGGUAAUUUAGUGUUAACAACUGGGUUGAAAACGUAAAUUAGCCACCGUAAAGGGUAAAGAAGCUGACGUUUCGAGCGUUAGCCCUUCGUCAGAGCAAUUGACGAAACUUGCUCGAAACGUCAGCUUCUUUACCCUCUACGGUGGCUAAAUUAAGGUUUUCAACCCAGUUGUUAACACUAAAUUACCUGCUAUACUCUCCCACCGACGCAGCACCACAGUUUCUUUAGAAACUUACCCCUUUAUUCAAGAGCUUCUUUAGUUCAUGAUCAUUUCCUUUAUUCUUGUGACCUUAAUGUGUGACUCAUGCAUGAUAUUUGUUUGGAGAAAUUAGAUGCUAGUCACUCGUAGGGGUUAAAGGGUAAUAGACAGUUAGGUAUAUAAAAAAAAAAUUUCGUAGCUCAGUUUUCUUCUUGGUGGUUCAUCAGACUAUGGAAAUUACCAAAUUAUCUGGCUACUGUGCAAAGUAUUCCCCAUUAAUUUUAAUUGCCUGAUUAAAUGUUUUAUUUAGCGGUUGACUAUUUCACUCACAAGAUCUCAUUAGAAAUUAUUUUUACUGUCUGCCAUUCAGUUCGUAUGAUGUUAGUUUGGGGAAUUUUGUAUUGGAUCAACUAAUAAUCCCCUAAUUGGCAUUUUUCUUUAUUCUCAUCACUUGUCUGCUUUAUAUCAUAUUGAUGUUAUCAGGAAAAAUUCUGUCUUGGUCACUCAUGGGAGUUACAUUAGUAUAACAGCAUAAAUUGUUAGAAAUAAAAUCUUUUGAAUUUUUUAUCUCCAUGCAGGAACUUAAGGAGGGAGAAGGAAAUAUACACACAGGUUAGACUGAAACACAUUUGUUUGCAGAGAGUAAAGUGAAUAAUUUUCUCAGUGGGAAAGGCAAGGAAAUUAUUUGACAAUUUUCAUGGAGCCUGAGGAGAUUUUUGUCUCAGUAUUAGUCGUGAGGUGAUGUUCUGUGCAAGAACAUUUUUUUGCACUUCCCUCUUCAAAAACAUAAAAAAAAAGUAUCACAGUAUCUAUGUGAUUAAAGCAAUCUUUGCAAUCAAGUGUAAAAAUGCAGAGGGGUGUGUUGGCCAUUAGUGAGACUUGAAAAUUGCCAUAUCAAGGUUGAGCUCUUCAAAAUGAAUUUCUUUGUAUAUAUAUUUUUUAAUUUUUUGGUUUAUGUAGGUGCAACACCCCCGUGGCUGAGAGAUGAUAAUGAUGAUGACGACGAUGAUGAUAACAAGGUGUGUUUAACCCUUUCAUUCCCAAGAUCUCAUUUGUAAUUCUCCAUACUGUCUACCAUGCAGUUCUUAUGAUAUUAGUUGGGAGGACUUGGUAUUGCAUCAGCUAAUAAUCUCCUGCUUGAUAUUUUUCUUAGUUGUCAUCACUUGUCUGCUUGAUAUUGUCUUGAUAUUGUGAGGAGAAAUUCUGUCUUGGUCACUCAUGGGAGUUAAAAGGGUGAAGCCAAUUGGUGCCAGAAAUUUAUUCCAAAAAACCUAAAACUAGUUGCUUUGACAAGAGCCUAUCCUAUGGUCUUCUGAUUUAAAUCAGGAGCACCCUAUUACAGCUAUUCAUUAACAGAUACUCAUUUUAAAAUGCAGGAUAGCAGCACUACAAGUGAUGUUGUCAUUGGUCCAUCUUAUGAUGCUUUUAAAAAGCAUGGUAUGUACAUGAUAUGCUAUAAUGAAUUUCUUUCAAAGUGCUAUUGUUCCUUGCAUGAGUCAGAGUACCUCGUAGCUGACAUGAUUGUUGAAACGAUGGCACACAUUUAGAGGUAUUCAAUGAUUCAUAUCAGCUGGAGGUUGAUGGAGAGGAAAUACGUGUAAUACUCGGCAGCUUCACUUAUCCCCAGUCAAAUCGCAGCAAAAAAAAUCGUAGAAAACCUACUUGAGACGAAUGGAAAUGGAACGAUUUCCAUAGGGUGAAGAAAGUUAUCCUUGAUUUCACAGAUUCUCUUUCAUUACGCUCGGUGAUGGGCUCAAAAAUCUCUCGCCAUGUUUCCUUAACCAAUAAAAUGCAAAAUGAAAAACAACUGAAUGGGUCACUCAGGUUUUCCCGUGCUUCAGAGUGGCUGCUUGGGAUUAUGUUGAAUUCACAUUGGCUCCCUUUGAAAUUUUCCCAUGCUCUGAUUGCACAUUUUGGUAACCUUUGUUUUAGCAUUUUAAAUGUUUAAAAACACUUUAGAGAAAAGAAAGCGCUUUACGAUACCUAUGGCUGUGGCUACGGCUUCUAAGAGUCAUUUUCAUGAGAUUAACAAUAUAAUUCAAUUUUUCUUGGAAUUUUUUUUUUUCAGUGGAGAAAAUGAAAAAAAUAAAUCACAAAAAUCCACAGCGAGUUGGCGCAAACUUUGACCGGAAAAGAGAGACAAGUGAUGACUGGUAGGUUUAUGAAUUGUUACAGAUGAAAUACAACCAAAACUCUAAGGUAGGUGCUCAAGUUUAUUCAAAUCUCUUCCACUUCUAGCGAAGAUUUUUUUGUGGUGCGUUCGCUCCCAAAUAGCAUUCAGUUUUUACUUUGCUUUUGUACUUCGUUUACUUCAGUUCGUUCCUUCUGAAAUUGCGUCAAGCCAAUUUCUUUGGUGUGUCAAAAGUUGUCUUGAAUUUGAUUGGUUUUGCUUUAACAGUUGUCAAUAAAGUGUCUAAAGUACUCCGGGAUUGCAUUACUUUUGCUUCACUUCGCUUUGUGAUUGGUUCAGAAAACUUGCACCACUUUUUAAACCAAUUACAUGGAAACCAAACUUGGUCGCCCGCAUUUUUCAUCGCUUUUGGCAGUUUGGUUGUUUAAAUUUUCUUCGGCUCUUAGAUGUUUUUUUCCUUUCUUCUGAGUGGCCCUAGUGAUAACUUUUAUUUUGGUUUUACGAGAGUCAAUCAUGAAGGGCUUUUUUUCCCUCUGUGAUUGAUCUAGGAAGGUUGUGCUCCCCCUUCACCCAUCAGAUUCGGAACUAAAACCAAACCGCGACUCUCCUACUCUACAGGCAGUUUAUUUGGUUUUAGUUUUAGUGGAGAAUUGACCGCUUCGGAUAUUUUCCCUUGUUAUUAUUGGCCCUUGCGAUUACUUUGGUUUACGACUCUCACUUGAAAUGUGCUCCAAAGCGAUGACACCUUUUUUAAAUUUUUUCUUUUUUCGUUGUUGUUAUUUUCUUGUCAUUUCAAGAACGUUCUUACGCCGCUCCAUACGAACCUGGUCAGCGGGGCGUGCUCGGUUCAUGAUGUUCCACCUUUCGGCUCAUCACUCUUUUGACAUGACGGGAUCAAUUUUUUUUGUUUUUUUUUUUAAUCUUAAAAACUAAUUUCGUUUCUAGAGAUGAAACUAGAAAGAUCACGUCUCACUCAUGGCUUCUCGUUCUUGUUUCAUCCUGUAACCGCGCUGAAUUUUUCCUUCUCGAUAUUAUUUAACAGGGCUAAAAUCUCAGCUUGCUAACGGGGGUGAAAUUGCCUCGUAAACGAAACACAGACUUGAUGGGAACUAGUUUAAUAGGUAGAUCACUAUUUAUUGCUUUUGUUUAAGGUUGCCUUCGUUUGGCAGAGUGUGGAAUCAUGGCCCACGCUGGCAGUCAAGGUAAGCUUAGAAGAUAUCAAGAUGUUAAGAUGUUGAAGAUGUUCGUUUUUCCCUUUUUCUUAACUUCCUCCCUUUUUUUAACAGACACGACUUUCGAUGGGAGAACAAAAAGGCAAAGAAGAAAUGAAGAAAUAACAUGAUUUGAAUAAAUUCACCUGGAAU